UCAUGCCAAAUAUGUUUUAGGGGCAGAUGGUGCUCACAGUUGGGUCAGAAAACAGUUGGGUAUCGACAUGGAAGGUGAACAAACUGAUUUCGUUUGGGGGGUCUUGGAUAUGGUUCCAAUCACCAAUUUCCCCGAUAUCAGAAGCAGAUGUGCUAUUCACUCCAAAGAAUCUGGUUCUGUCAUGGUUAUCCCUAGAGAAAAUGACUUGGUCAGAUUUUACAUCCAAUUGAAGGAAGUUGAACGUGAUCCAAAUACCAAGACUGAAUCGAGAGAAUUCUCCGGUAAUGUCGAUGACAAGAAAGCCAAGACUAAAGGUAGAAUUGACCGUUCCAAGAUCACUCCCGAGCUUAUUUUAAAGCAAGCUCAAGAGAUUUUGCAACCAUACACUCUUGAAAUGACUGAUUUGGAUUGGUUUACUGGUUAUCAAAUUGGUCAAAGAGUCAGCCCAAAUUUCAGCAGACACAACCGUGUUUUCAUUGCUGGUGAUGCUUGUCACACCCAUUCUCCAAAAGCCGGUCAAGGUAUGAAUGUUUCCAUGCAAGAUACAUACAAUCUUGGGUUCAAGUUAGCUUUGGUUUGUAAAGGGUUGGCUAAACAAGACAUCUUGUCCACUUACGAAUCGGAAAGAUUGAAGGUAGCUCGUGACUUGAUUGCCUUUGACCACAAGUUUUCGAGAUUGUUUAGUUCCAAACCCAUGAUUCCUAACGCUGAUGUAUUGGAUGGUGCUGAUAUGGACGAAUUCCAUCAAGUUUACAUUGAAGGUAACAAGUUUGCCUCUGGAACUAUUGUUGAUUAUGAAGAUUCCGUGUUGGUAAAGAAAGAAGGUGCCAAUGCACCAGAUGACAAUGGAUGCACUAUGCACCCAUUAGCUUCUAAGGUACCAAUUGGUAGAAGAUUAUACAGCGAGGUCAUUAUUUCUCAAGCUGAUGCUAGACCAGUGCAUGUUGCUGACCGUCUUGCUUCCGAUGGUCGUUUCCGAGUCUUGAUCUUCCCUGGUGAUGUCAGUACACAUCCUGAAAACAUGGAAACCUUACACAAGUUCCAACCAUUCAUUGAUUCUAAAGAUAAUUUCGCUAAGAAAUUCACUCCAGUCAAUGCCUUCAGCGAUUCUGUGAUUGAUAUUAUCACCAUUCAUGGUUCAUGUCGCUACAACGUAGAAUUCUACGACUUCCCUCAAUUCACCCGACCAAAGGACUACAAGGGCCGCUGUGACUACUGGAAAUUGUACACUGGUAUCGGUAAUACUUAUCACGAAGGUGAUAUUGAUGCUUAUGAAAGUUAUGGUAUUGACAAGAAGAAAGGUGCUAUUAUUGUCGCUAGACCUGAUUCCCAUGUUGCUUUAGUUACCGAGUUCAGUACUGAUGGUUUGAAUGCUGUUGAUGGGUACUUUAAAGAAUUCAUGUUGCCUCAAAAUGACGUGGUUUUGCCAGAGAAGGAUGUUAAGGGCCAUGACAAGAAGAGAUUUGUUCAACCAAGAUUGGCUGUUUAAAGCUUUAGAUAGUAUAUAGUUAAUAUGAUUUAUUUAUGUU
Spathaspora passalidarum NRRL Y-27907 is the source of this 1529-nucleotide messenger RNA. RefSeq lists its product as uncharacterized. Lineage: Eukaryota; Fungi; Ascomycota; Pichiomycetes; Serinales; Debaryomycetaceae. The coding region runs from base 68 to 1489 and encodes 473 amino acids. The transcript has a single exon. The record is from RefSeq and is a predicted model, not a curated record. Gene Ontology annotation, molecular function: FAD binding.